AUGCUACACCCGUUUCCCUUCAGACACUUCCUGCUCUGUGCAGUCCAGUCCGACCAUUGUGCACAUCCAGCAGGGUUCACAAAGCCUGGCAAACCCUUCUUCCCUCACCAUGCUGCUUUUUAUUUGCCUGGUAACUAUAACAUACCAUGUCAUGGAAGCACCCAUUAGUUACACACAGAAACACUGUGAUUUCCUCAUAAACUGUCAUAGAAGUUGAAUUAACAUACUUCUUGAUUGUGUUUUUUUUUUUAGCAUUGGUGUGCCAGUGCUGCCCCACAGGUUCAAUGGACUCAGACUGCCAUAGUGUCCACCAGACAACUCCCUCAUACUCUCAUUACAGCUGUUACCAGGUAGAUUGGAAUCCAACUGUUAGGCCUACCCAUACAGCAGCUUGUCUGUCAAUCUGCCCAGAGGGAUCUAGAAUUCAUAUGGGUGGAAAUAUGGGGAGUAUCACGUGUCAGGAGAAGACCCAGAUGCAGACAGUGUCGAAGUAACAAAAGUUUAUUACAAAAACAGGGGGCAGGCAGAGGUCAGUAAUCCCGGGUUGUGUGACAAGGUACAGAACAGCAGGCAGGCUCAGGAUCAGGGCAGGCAGAAUGGUCAAAACCAGAAAACAGGAACUUGAGAAAGACAGGCGCAAGGUGAAAAACACUGGUAGGCUUGACAAAACAAAAUGAACUGGCAACAGACAAACAGAGAACACAGGUAUAAAUACACCGGGGAUAAUGGGGAAGAUGGGCAACACCUGGAGGAGGGUGGAGACAAUCACAAAGACAGGUGAAACAGAUCAGGGUGUGACAGGGAGCAUAUGAGUCAAAAUGUAAUGCUUGAACAUGAAAUUGCAGGCCUUUUAUGCAUUGCUAUAAAAUAGAUAUUAUUAAUCCUGGUUUCUAGCCAAACUGUCCUGUGGGCUUUUUGUAUCCUGGCAACCAAAACCAGGACUGGCAGAGCGGGGAAAACCAGGAGACCAAAAAUAGUGAUGUCAACUUGGACACAGUCUUCCAGAUAGUGGAUGAGCUGCACCACAGUUCCCCCAAAAUACGCAUGGUCAAAGUGGAAACCCCAGAGCGCCAGCAGCUGGUCCUGGCCACCUCUACAUCAUCAGGGCCCCAGCCCACCACCACCAUCCACAGCUACCCUCACACAGUCACCGUCUCUUCCCAGCUUGACUCCUCUGUCAACUCCAGCUUUCUGCCUGGCACCAUAGUGAUGGAUGCCAGCACAGUGACUCCACGAGGGUCCAUCAUUAUAGCAGUCCCAGGGAACAUUCCUUCUCAGUGAAUAGCCAUCACGGUCGGUCGUCCUGCAGCUGAGCAGCCAGUCAAGAGGGAGGAGGAACCAUUGCCUGUCAACGCCUAUCAGAAGGUUAGCUAGCCUAGCUUUGUAAAAACGUGGUACAUUGAGGUUAUUAUUUAUCAAGAAACAAACCAGUGUACCUAAUCUCAUUAUCAGAAAGUUUUAUAAUUUGGGGUUUAAAGAAUUUAGAAUUGUGAGUGUAAAGAGAAAGCAAAGAUACUCAGUCUGUAUUUCUUGGUAAUAAACGUAAUAAAAACAUAUCGUAUGGAUGGUUAUCAGUGAUCCUGAUGAACUCUGUUUUAUAAUAAGAGGUUGAUCAUGCUGUGAUUUAUCCCAGUGCCCUGAGGAAGCAUCCGAGUACAUCACCAAGGUGAAGGAGAUGGAGGUGAAGGAGAUCAAGAUGGUGGACGCAUAG
This is a messenger RNA of Coregonus sp. 'balchen', 1711 nucleotides long. The record is from the annotation of a GenBank genome assembly. Lineage: Eukaryota; Metazoa; Chordata; Actinopteri; Salmoniformes; Salmonidae.